AUGGUUUCAGAAUAUCUAAAACCUGGAAAUGAAUUCUCAGAGGUUGUCAAAGGAGAAAAUAUUCCUAUUAAACCUAAAAGCUAUGUUGAUGUUACAAAAUCAGCAAUCUCAGAAACUGAAAAUCCUGACAUAAAAAUAAAUUCAGAAUAUUCUGCAUCUGGUGUCUCUUCGAUACCUUUUGAAUUUUUAGGAAUUGGGCAACCUACUCGAAAACCACUUUGGUCAAAACGAACAAGUACUGGUUAUUUUAGUCGUCGUUCAACUGAUACACCAACUACAACACGAACCCAAAAAACAUUCAGAACCCAGUAUGUGAUCUCCCAACCAACAGAACCGAUAGAGCCUUAUACUGUUAGUGCAGUUACAAAUGAACCACUAACUUUGGAACUAGUUCAACCUAACAAAAAAACAUUCAAUGUGAUAACACCACAGAAUAAGCCCGAUCAUAUCUUAAAUACAAGCAACGUGCCAAGAUCAGUAUGGACUGUAGCAACUACUGAACUUCCUGAAUCGACUACGUACAUAGAACUUGAUACAUCAGAAUCGUCUACUCAAGCUGAUGUUGUGUCAAAUGAAAAAGUCAAAGUCAAAUCAUCUUAUACUGUAAAUCAGUUAUAUGGUUAUACUUGCAGAAAUGUAAAUGAGUAUUAUUCAGUAGCAAAUCAAUGUAACGGAUAUGUUGAAUGCGAGAACAAUGUAGCGCACUGGCACGUAUGUCCUGAAGGCCUUCAUUUUGAUUCAAAGAGGAAAUGGCCCGCAUUUCCCUGCGCGUACCCUUUUGAAGUUCAAUGUCAAAGCCAAACCAUUACAUCUAUAAGUUAUGUUGAUGAUUUACCCAAGGGAUCGGAAAUUAUAAACGAACCUGAAGCUAAAUCUGUAGAAGUAGAAACCGUAAAACCGGAACAAACAAUAUAUGACUAUUCCGAUUACUCUACUCCAGCCCCAGAACAACCUACUCGGAAACCACUUUGGUCUAGACAGACUAUUGAAAUUUCAUCUGAUAUACCAACGACAGUAACUCAAAAAUCAUACGAACCCCCAUUUCCAUCAUAUAUGAGAACAACAUAUGCUAUUUUUAACCCACAAGAAACGAUGGAGUCUUAUACAAAUAAUGUAAUAUAUGAACCAGCAACAUCGGAAUCGGCAACGUCAGCAUCUUAUGAAAAUCUACUUGAUGACAUAUCUACAACUUAUAUGGAAAUGGAAACUGAAACUCCAGAACCAUCUACUCUACCUAAUGAAAGCAAAGAUGAUGUGUCGAAUGAAACUCCAGCGGUUGUCUCAGUUACAUACAUUCCUCCACAAACUAUACCUGAUAUCUCAAUACCGAAUAUGAUAUCGCCUUCAUUUACUUCUCGUCCAGAAAUAACUGUCACAAAUCAAGAGCCUACUUCCGAACCAAAUUUGAAUGAGCUACCUGCUCAAACAACUACACAAAACAACCAACCAAUAAAUUCAAGACCUACUUGGAGCUUUCCUAGUAGGCCUUCAUAUGCUGCCCUCGCCCCAACCUCUACAACGACGACAACGAUAAAACCGAUAACGCAUUCUAUUAUAGAUUUCACAACGAGGCCAACAGUUUCACAAAAACCUCUCUAUUAUUAUUCUGUAAAUCUGUUAAAUGAUUAUACAUGCAGAGACGUAAAUGGAUAUUACUCAGUUGAAAAUCAAUGUGACGAAUAUAUCGCAUGCGAGAACAAUAAAGCAUACCGGAACUUAUGUCCUGACGGGCUUUAUUUUAAUCCAAAAGCGAAAUGGCCAGCCUAUCCCUGCGCGUACCCCUCUGAAGUAAAAUGUCCCAGCCAAUCCUUUAUACAUCAAGCACAACCUACUGACCAGUGCUAUCAUCGUUAUGGAAUUUUCCCAACAUCUAACGGCGACUGUGGACAUUUUAUUAUGUGCCAAGAAGGAUUAGCUACGUUAAUGUCAUGUCCGUCUGGUCUUGCCUUUAAUCCGAUAACGAGUACUUGCGAUUGGCCAGUAAAUGUACCAGAUUGCAACCUUGACGUUUUUCAAGAUUUUACCUGCCCAUCUAAUGAUUAUGCUCUGAUAUCUCACUUCAUAUCCUAUUACAAGUAUGAAAAUAGCUGCAAGCAGUACAUUAUAUGCCAAGAAGGACGUCCCCGUCUCCUAAGUUGUGAUGCAGUGGCACCACACAAUGUACCACAACGUGGCUUGGUAUUGACAAAAGUACCUAUUCAAGGAUCUGCUAUUAAUGACAAUAUAAGACGCGUCUCAAAUGAGAAUGCUACAAAAACUAGUAGUAAUAAUAAUAAUGUUUCAAAUACUAUCGUACCAGAAAACAACCUAACCUCGUCUGUUAGUUAUUUGAAAUUUACCGAAAGUCCACAAGUUGUUGAUGUAACUUUAAGGAAAAAAGCAGAAUUUGUAACAAAAAAAUAUGACAUAACGAUAGUGUACCCCGAAAACUAUGUAAAAAGUUCUUCUUCAGUGAUAUUAGAGCUGCCCGAUAUUACCACUUUAACUCCAAUGGACUUUCACUUAAAUAAAUCUGUUGAAUCCACUGAAAGACGAGAGGCUCUAUCGGCGACAAAUAAUCCCACCACAGAUAAAAAUUCAGCACCUUUUGAUUUAUCUGCUUCUUCUUUAUAUGAGCAACCCCAAAAUGAAUCAUUCAGAAUCAUUCAUCAAUCAGAAUCACUUACGAGCCAAACUGAUAAAAUUAAAGUUGGCGUAUCAAAUAAAACGUUGCCCGAGGACUCAAUACCAACAUAUCCUGAUAAUAACUUAAAACCAAUACAAAAACAGUACAGCGAUGAGUGCCCUCGUAGUUAUGGGUUCUUCCCAGCACCUAAAGACGACUGCGGACACUUCAUAAUGUGCCAGGAAGGUUCAGCUAUUACGAUGUCCUGUCCGCCUGGCCUCGCUUUUAACUCGAUAAGAAGCACCUGCGAUUGGCCAGUAAAUGUACCAGGUUGCAAUCCUACUAUAUUCCAAGAUAUCAUAUGCCCUGAGGUGCCAUUGGAUACAAUCGAAGAUUCUUCCCAUCUCAUUUACAAUUACAGAUACAAAAAUAGCUGUAAGAAGUACAUUGCAUGCCAAGAAGGAAGUCCUCGUCUUCUCAGUUGUGAUGCCGGUCUUUCCUUUGAUGAAAAUACACACAAAUGUGUAAACUCAAGUCUCAUUACUAAUUGUAUCUAA
Messenger RNA from Vanessa atalanta (red admiral), 3162 nucleotides. RefSeq lists its product as uncharacterized. Gene Ontology annotation, cellular component: extracellular region. The record is from RefSeq and is a predicted model, not a curated record. NCBI's taxonomy places the organism in Eukaryota, Metazoa, Arthropoda, Insecta, Lepidoptera, Nymphalidae. The transcript is spliced from 11 exons. Gene Ontology annotation, molecular function: chitin binding. The coding region runs from base 1 to 3162 and encodes 1053 amino acids.